This is a messenger RNA of Lotus japonicus, 2958 nucleotides long. RefSeq lists its product as uncharacterized. The coding region runs from base 415 to 2496 and encodes 693 amino acids. The transcript has 4 exons. The record is from RefSeq and is a predicted model, not a curated record. NCBI's taxonomy places the organism in Eukaryota, Viridiplantae, Streptophyta, Magnoliopsida, Fabales, Fabaceae.
AUUUUGCUGUGAUCUAUAACCAUAAAUGACACCUACAUGUUUAAAUGCCCCCCACCCCCAUUUUCAAAUUAGAGAUUAUGCUGUGAUAGGUACACAUGGUUUAGUUAGUUUAAGUGAGGGAGUUAUCAUAUAAUUAGAUAGUUUGUUGAGAGGAGUAAGGCUUGUUGCCUAUAAAUAAUAGGGGGUUAGAGAAUAGGAAUCAUCUUGGUAUUCAGUUAGGAAUUGGGUUUAGAGAGAGAAGUGGUUCUCUUUCUAGGGUUAGAGAGGGUGUUUGGCAUCUCUCUCAUGUAUCUUUCCCCUAAUCCCCAAUUGGGAAUUAGGGUUCUAUCAAUAAACUACUGCUGAUUUUCUGAGUUCUAACAUUGGUAUCAGAGCACCGAUCUGGUGCCUGAACCACAAAUUCUUUGCUGCGCUAUGGAAGAAGCAAGGAGCAUGGCAAGAAUUUCAGAGGAAUUGGUGAGGGGAAUUCCAAUUUUUGGGGGUGCUGAUGCGUAUGAUUGGACACACAGUAUGGAGCGUUUUUUUCUGUCGAGGAAGGUGAGAGAGGAAGACAAGAUGCAAUCAACCAUGGAGGCUUUAGAAGGAAGGGCUCUUACUUGGUUUGGAUGGUGGAUGAGUUGUAAUCCCAAUCCAUCAUGGGAAGGGUUCAAGAUUGCAGUGGUGAGGAGGUUUCAACCUUCCAAGUCUCAGAAUCCAUUUGAGUUGCUUCUUUCUCUGAAACAGAAGGGAACAGUGGAGGAGUAUGUGGUGGAAUUCGAGAAGUACGUCGGAGCUCUGAGAGGAAUUGAUCCAGAAUUUGUCAAAGACAUCUUCUUGAAAGGAUUGAGCGAAGAGAUCCGAAUGGAGGUACGAUUGAUUGGAUCUUUCUCUCUUCUUGAGGUUAUUCACAAAGCCAUUCUUGUUGAACGAGAAAAGAGAGAAUCUGAGAUUACAAUCGAGCGAACAGUGGCGGCGACAUCAGGAGAACCUGAGCGAAAGGAUUCAGAGACCGCAGCGGAAGAAGAGCCAGUCGCAGCGGUGGCUGGGCAAGCAUCUGAAGCAGAGGACGACUCAACCUCUGCGAUUCAGAAACCGAAUCUUGGAACAGAGGGUGAAUCGGAGACGACGGCGGAAGAAGAGAGGCACGCUACAGUGGGUGAGCAACCAUCAGACGCAGUGGAAGACUUAACUUCUGGGUCGCAGAAACCCAUUCUUGAAGCGGAGGAGGCGGUGAUAGCGCCAGCGGAGUCGUCGCAAGGGAAACUGGAGAUCGCAGUGGUGACUGGGCAGGAAGGAGAAACAGAAAUCAGAGGCAAGUCUGAAGCUUCCGAUAACCCAAUCGGAGGAACGGCCAAGGUAUUAACGGCGACAGAGUUCAGAUUUUCACGUGGGUUACCAUUCGUGAGGCCAGAAACGCUCCAACGGCCACCGGCUGCGCCGCCAAACUUUGUCGUCAGGGGCAGUAGUAACUGGGUCUUAGCGCCGCUGGUUGUGUCGAGUUGUGUGGCGAUGGGAAAUCACGAACUCAGAGCAAGUUGGGAAGAGUUUGUCGUCAGCAGUGGAUGGGAAUGUUUCUGGAAUGUGCAAGCAGCAGAGGUGUGGCCAGAGAGGAUGGGGUACCAACUGGACUUCUGCCCUGACAGAAUGGGCCAUACCCAACUAAGGAGGAAUUGGGUCAUACAACAGACUAGUGGAGUCAAACUAAUAGGUUGGGCCAAUGUAUCAGAUUUUGGGAUAAAUGUAUCAGCUUUUGGGUUAAAACCCAAUUUACCCAUCUACUUGAGGCAGCAAGGAACCAGAAUUCACUUCCAAGAGUCACAGGAAAUUUUGCAAGUGUUGUGGAAAAGAGAACUUUUGGACUUUACUGAGAGCAAUGAAGAAGAGCAAUGGGAUCCAGAAAGCAUGGGUUCAUCACUAUACUUUACUGAGCAGACUAUUAAGAAUGGUGCUACUGAAGGGUUUAAUGAUAUCAUGGGAGCUGGAUUCACAGAUAACCCUAACAAAACUAGUUCUGGUUCUAAGACUUUCAAAGGAGUUUCCCAUCCCAAAGGUGCUUCUAGGAUUCCUCAUUCUUCUCGCCCCAGAACCCGCCUGGGGUGCAGCUCUGGACAGAGAUACUCAAAGAGUGCAAUUAUAUUUUCAGAGCAGCAGAUGCGUGAUACAGAAAGCAUUGCUGAAAAACUCACCAUAGAAUUGAAGUCAAUUAAGGACAUUCUGGAUGUUGUAUUAAGAUCUGAAUUCUGUCGAAAUAAGUCUUUGAGAUAUAAAGUAAACGAGAUAAGAGUGGCGGUUAAGAAUGCCACAAGAGCUGAAGCAGAGGCAAAACGGCGGCUGAAAUUCAUGGCAAGGGACUACAAACGUUUCUGUAAGAUAAUGAAAUUAGCUGUUGCUGAUCCUUCACCAUCACCUCCUCAAGAUGGAGUGCGUGAAGAGAAGAAAAAAGUAGUCUUUGCUGAUGAAGCAGGUGGAUGUCUGUGCCAGGUUAGGGUCUAUGAGGAUGGUGAGCCAUCUUUGUGAGAGUCUAAGACUUCGAGGGUUUUUGAGGGAGGGUAAGCAAAGGGUUUGAAGGGAAGGGAAAGGGAGGGCAAUCCCUCCCCUUUUUGGAAGCUUGAAAUGGAGAGGGAAGGGAAAUGAAGGACUAAUUUUGUAAAAGAGGAGGGAUCAACUUGCACCACUUCAAUCCUUACAUUGUUACACUCAUUUUGUACCAUUGAUGUCUUUUUUUAGGGUACCAUUGAUGUCCUAUAGAUCUAAUCGUCACAAAUUUUUAAAUUUGGUGAAUCAUGUGCUUGCAGCCUCUUUUCACCUAACAUAUACAAACCUCAUUCUCUCUUACUUUUGCACAAAUCUAGAUCUGCUUGUAAUUGCACUUCAAAUUUGCACUCCACUUAGUUUCGAUUAAGAAUUACAUUUCUAAAUCUGCUUCCUACGUGAAUGUCGAACCCAGUGCAACUAUUUUAUACAUACUCACCGUUGAUG